Messenger RNA from Trichobilharzia szidati, 963 nucleotides. NCBI's taxonomy places the organism in Eukaryota, Metazoa, Platyhelminthes, Trematoda, Strigeidida, Schistosomatidae. The record is from the annotation of a GenBank genome assembly.
CCUGGCUUGAAUCUUGCGCUACAUCACGUUGUUUACCAACGUUUGGAUUAUUGCAAAAUGACUGACGCUGGAAUGUUAACUGUAAAAACGCCAACUGAAAUGCACGAUGACUUGGAAAAUUUAGGAAUGAGCUUUGAAUAUGGUUGUGUACGUGAAAACAAUCCCGUCAGUGAGUUGUCAUUCAUGGGCUGUUUGGUAUCAAAAUUAUAAAAAGAUGCUUCAUAAAACUGUGGAUAUCUUCAGAGAGAAUUGUUUUAAGCGUCAUUAUGCAGAUAGUUGUUUUCAACUUGGUUCUAUGAAGGUGAUUGGUGAUACUGGUGUAUUACGAGAUCCAUUGGAAGCUUAUCAAGCAUUUGAACAUGGGUGUAAGGCAGGGAAACAAGGAAAAUGUUGUCAGGCUGCUGGUCGUCUUGUCGCUGAGGGUAUCGCUAGUCAUACACCAGAUUUGUCUACAGCCCUGCCAUUGUUCAGAUUAGGCUGUCAGUACAAUCUACCCGAGAGUUGUUUCCACCUUGGUGGGGCAGCAAUGGUGUUAGCUAAACGACAACAAGUACAAAAGCCGAUUGAUACAGCCGAUUCUGAUAAAUCGGUUAGCAGUGGCAGUAGUCAGCAUCACCAGCGACAACAACAACUGCUCAGUGAAGCCUUUAAAGCAUGGAUGGAUGGUUGUCGGUUAGGUCAUGAAUUAUCAUGUCGUAAUAUUGCUAAAAUGUAUACAAACGGUGAUGGUGGAGUUGAAGUCGAUAAGGUGAAAGCAGAUGAAUACUUGUUGAAAGCUGAAGAAUUGGCGAAAAAAUGUACAAAACGCUAAUUCAACUUGAUAAUUACCUUUGCGCUCCCCAGCCUUUUUUUUCUUGUUUCCCUCGCUCUUUCCUUAUCUCUCUUCUUUAGUCGACUAUUUGUGUAUAGAAAAUUAGAUAAUAAUUUUUUUUUACAAAAUAUAUACAUACCUCUUUUAUGAGA